Messenger RNA from Paramecium tetraurelia, 867 nucleotides. RefSeq lists its product as uncharacterized. Lineage: Eukaryota; Ciliophora; Oligohymenophorea; Peniculida; Parameciidae. The record is from RefSeq and is a predicted model, not a curated record. The transcript has a single exon.
AUGUCAAAAAAAUCUACAUAUGUAUCGAUUGGAAGAGAAAUAGAACAAGCUAGGAUGACCAAGUCGUCUGGGUUUAGCGAUGUGCUAAAUGAAAAGGAACUACGAAACAGAGCAACUAGUCUGUUACAAAAACCUCAAUUAAAGAAAUGUUACAAGAGCAAGAAAGACGGAGGAAUAAUAAAACCAAAUAAGAUGCCAGAACAAUUAAAAAACACCUUCAUAGAUAAGUUAAACUUGAGCAACUUGGAUAUUGCAGCUCCACCCAAAUCCGCUGUAUCACAUUAAUCUUCAACGACUACUCAACCUCUUUGCUUUGAAAUCGAUUUCGAUUGGCUGGAUUACUGCGAUGAGUAGAAGUUCAAACAGAUCUUCAAGGAAGACUUAAAGGACAUCCCAGACAUCGAACAAUAUGUAGAAGACAAUCAGUCGUAUCUCUGCCAUAUCUUUGCUUAAUGUGCCUGUGCUAAAUGCACCUGCAACAAAUGCAUCUGUCAAUACAAAAAGAAACUAGAAUUGAACUAUGCAUAUGGCAUGGUCACUUCUAAUAGGUUCGAUUAUGUACCCAAAUAAAAUAAAUGCUUUACUCCAAUCAUAACGUAGUCUCAUUAUGACAAUAUCGGCUUGCCAGUUGCAUCCAUGUAAUUCAAUUCUACAUAGAGAGAUAAUUACAAAUGGAUACCAUCAGAUCGACCAAGAACAGCUGCCAAGUCUAUGUAUGAAUCUCACAAUUUACCCACUGGACAAACUACUAACAAUGUACGAAUUUUCAUUCAAUAGUCUUGCUCACAUUCAUCAAUUGGAAGGACUAUAAUACCAAUAUUUUUAAGGCUCCGCAAUUUCGAACCACUGUCAAAGCAAAUCUAAUGA